GCCCCCCUUAAAGCACUUUACCUCACAGCAGACCAGAGCUAAGAAAAGUGCACCUUCCUCUGUUUUGCUCCCCUGUUUAGGCCUCAUCACAAUGGCACAAAAGGAACUUUCCAUUGUUUUUCUGACUCUCAUUCUUCUCUUUGUUGACAUGAACAUGCAAGGUGUUACUGCUGACUAUGGUGGUUGGGAGAGUGCUCAUGCCACUUUCUAUGGUGGGGGUGAUGCUUCUGGCACAAUGGGUGGAGCAUGUGGUUAUGGAAAUUUGUAUAGCCAGGGUUAUGGAACUGACACUGUGGCUCUAAGCACUGCUUUGUUCAACAAUGGCUUAAGCUGUGGGUCAUGCUAUGAAAUGAGAUGUGAUGAUGAUCCAAGAUGGUGCAAACCUGGAUCAAUUACUGUCACUGCUACUAACUUCUGUCCACCAAACCCAUCUUUGCCUAACAACAAUGGUGGUUGGUGCAACCCUCCUUUGCAACACUUUGAUAUGGCUGAACCUGCCUUCCUUCAAAUUGCUGAAUACAGAGCUGGAAUUGUGCCUGUGGCCUUUAGAAGGGUUCCUUGUGUGAAAAAGGGAGGAAUAAGGUUCACCAUCAAUGGCCACUCUUACUUCAACCUAGUUUUGAUCACCAAUGUGGCUGGUGCUGGUGAUGUGCGUGCAGUGUCCAUCAAAGGGUCCAGAACUGGGUGGCAACCCAUGUCAAGAAACUGGGGCCAAAACUGGCAAAGCAACUCCUACCUCAAUGGACAAGCCCUCUCUUUUCAAGUCACCACCAGUGAUGGCAGAACUAUCACAAGCAACAAUGUGGCACCAUCCAAUUGGCAAUUUGGCCAAACCUUCCAAGGUGGCCAAUUCUAAGAGAAAUUAUCAGAAAAUCCUUGAUCAUGUGGUCUUUAACUAUUUCAUACAUGACAUGUAAUCAAGUGUCUUAAAUUUUUUCUCCUAAGUUGAAAAACUUAAAUACAUGUCAUGUAGAGAUUGGUUGAGACCAUCAACACCCUGCAGGAUUACUUAAUAAUUUCUUGAAUUCUGUCUCCAAUUCUAGACAUUAUUUGCAAUGGAAGUAGAAGAUAGUGAAGAUGUUUGUAUACCUAUUAUUAAUCACCUGAUUGGAAGAAAAAGAAGAACCAUAAAGUGUCAUAAUAGGUGUAUUGAUGAUUCUUGUAACUGUGAUUCUGUAAGGCCAGUGUUUUAUUUUAUUGGUCUAGAAAGUAGCUGAGGUGUUUAUAUGGCACCCGCUGGUCACUUCGCAUAUAAUAUACACAUAUGGAGAGUUAUAUGGUAUUUUGUGUGUUGUGCUGCUUUUCUUCAAUUGAAGUUUAUAAUUAUUAUUGAUGAGACAAGUUUUAUUUGCGUGAAA
This is a messenger RNA of Cajanus cajan (pigeon pea), 1358 nucleotides long. Its product is annotated as expansin-A4. Gene Ontology annotation, cellular component: extracellular region. Gene Ontology annotation, biological process: plant-type cell wall organization. Lineage: Eukaryota; Viridiplantae; Streptophyta; Magnoliopsida; Fabales; Fabaceae. The record is from RefSeq and is a predicted model, not a curated record.